GCUACAACCUCUCACCACUACCAUUGCAAUUCUGAAGCACCCUACUAGAUCUAUCGUCUGUUUUCGGUCGUAACCGUCCCGAUCACAAUGGCUUUACAAUCUGUGCUUCAAGAAAUUCAUCCUGAAAAAUUCGCCUUGCAAGGGAGCGAGCUCUACUUGAAGAGCAAUGAAGCAUACUUCGUUGUAUUUGAGAGUUGUAUCAAGCCAGCCGCAAUUUCUCAGCCCACAAGUCAAGAAGUGAGCACUCUGACAAAAAAGAAAUUUGCUCAAGAUUGGACUCUCUGGUGCAGUAAAGGGGACUGGGCAUGUUCCCUUCAGCUUGAAAGACACAGUCUGACCGCGCCUGGUGGUCGAGUUGGCAGAGUGGGUGUUACUGUUUUGAUUCUCGGAGGUGGAAUGUCUUUUCAUUCUACAAAGCAUGGGUUCGCGUGCGAUUCUCUAUUGGACUACGAGGCAGUCCUCGCAUCUGGGGACGUAAUCCACGCCAACGCGAUAAGAACACGGACCUCUUCAUCUCUCUGA
This is a messenger RNA of Paraphaeosphaeria sporulosa, 522 nucleotides long. RefSeq lists its product as uncharacterized. The record is from RefSeq and is a predicted model, not a curated record. The coding region runs from base 88 to 522 and encodes 144 amino acids. The transcript has 3 exons. Lineage: Eukaryota; Fungi; Ascomycota; Dothideomycetes; Pleosporales; Didymosphaeriaceae. Gene Ontology annotation, molecular function: flavin adenine dinucleotide binding.